This is a messenger RNA of Pristis pectinata (smalltooth sawfish), 555 nucleotides long. It is a transcript of the gene polr2k, whose product is annotated as RNA polymerase II, I and III subunit K. The coding region runs from base 177 to 353 and encodes 58 amino acids. Gene Ontology annotation, molecular function: zinc ion binding; DNA binding; DNA-directed RNA polymerase activity. The record is from RefSeq and is a predicted model, not a curated record. NCBI's taxonomy places the organism in Eukaryota, Metazoa, Chordata, Chondrichthyes, Rhinopristiformes, Pristidae. The transcript has 4 exons. Gene Ontology annotation, cellular component: RNA polymerase III complex; RNA polymerase II, core complex; RNA polymerase I complex. Gene Ontology annotation, biological process: DNA-templated transcription.
GAGUUGAUCUGGUGCUGAAGCCAACGCUGGCAGCCGGCCGUCGAUCGGUGAGGAACACCUUUCGCGGGAGAGUGGUCGGGGGCUGGGAGGGACCUGCUGUUUGUGCCAGGCCAGAGGCUUCUGCGGGGCUGUGAGUGCCUCCCACGUGAAGGGCUUAAACCAAGCAGCAUCUAAAAAUGGAUAUCCAGAAGGACUUGCAGCCUCCAAAGCAACAACCUAUGGUCUAUAUUUGUGGAGAGUGUCAUACUGAAAAUGAAAUUAAAGCCAGAGAUCCUAUCCGAUGCCGUGAAUGUGGUUACAGAAUAAUGUACAAGAAGAGAACAAAGAGAUUGGUUGUUUUUGAUGCCCGAUGAACUUCAAAGUUUUUAAACUUGUUCCUCUGAAGCAUUUACUGUAUCACAAGAUUAUGUUAUCAAUUCUUGUUUCUUUCAAAAUCUUCUAAAUUUCAGGAGGGAAGCUGUUUGAUUUACUACAAUAGUAUUAAACAUUUAAAAUAUUCUUUGAAUGUUUCAAAUUGUGCAGCACUUUUAUUUGAUGAAAAUAAAUACUUUAGAA